Lithohypha guttulata is the source of this 2208-nucleotide messenger RNA. RefSeq lists its product as uncharacterized. The transcript has 2 exons. Gene Ontology annotation, molecular function: protein binding. Bases 1 to 2208 code for a protein of 735 amino acids. The record is from RefSeq and is a predicted model, not a curated record. NCBI's taxonomy places the organism in Eukaryota, Fungi, Ascomycota, Eurotiomycetes, Chaetothyriales, Trichomeriaceae.
AUGGCUCCGCCCGUUGGCGCCCCAUCGGCAUCUGGCAGCAGCGGCCUGCACAAAGGACCCGCAAAGCUCAGUUCGAGAAAGUUCGCCAGCGAUAGGUCCGAUAGGCCAUCCUACGCAGACCCAGACGAUUACUUUUCUACUCCCACAAAAGCCCAGCGUUCCACGGCAUAUACAACCCCACUGACAUUUGUCGAUGAAGACGAGGCACUCAAAAAGUCCAAAAGUGUUUCCAGUGCAAAAUUGACCAAAGAGAACCUCCAGAAUCUCCAGGCAGCUCACGAGGCGAAAUUCGUGGAUCAACAAGGCACCGAUCCGCGAUUUGACGACCCCAAUUUUCUUGCUUUCAUGCGGAAGUCAAAGUCCCGAUCUCCAGAAAAGAAAAAGACUGACAAGAAGAAAAACAAAGAUUACAACGACCAUCCUUUGAAUUUACCUCCAUCAGAACUAAAGCGUUUGAGCGCCAGGAUGGCACGAGACGAGAGGAAAAACUCUGCUACUAUGGAUGGUGAUGUGCCCGAUAGUGGAAGCGGUAGUGAUGAUGCACAAGCCGAUGCAGGCACAAAUUCGCAACCUGCGACACCGGGCACGAACAAUACGCCUGGCGCCUUUCCUUCGUCAGAGAAUCUGUCGAAUGGCGAUCUACGAGAAGAUACCAAGUCACCACCUCCACCACCACACAGGAUAAGUUCUCAGCCAAAGAUGGAUCCUGAGGCUGCGAAAGCGGCUGGAAAUAAAUUCUUCAAAGCAAAAGACUACGGCCGUGCCGUUGUGGAAUAUUCAAAAGCUGUUGAGGCUGACCCACAAAACCCCACCUACCUAUCGAAUAGAGCCGCUGCAUACAUGUCGGACAAUAAGUUUCAGGCAGCGUUAGGAGACUGCCUGCAAGCGAGUCGGAUGGAUCCUGACAACGACAAGGUUCUGCACAGAUUGGCAAGAAUUUACACAUCGUUGGGAAGACCAGAAGAUGCGCUAUCUGUAUAUUCUAGAAUACCCAAUGCCUCGGCCACCGAUACCGGAGCGGCUCGAAAGGCCCAGCACAGUAUUGAGAUGGCUGAAAAGCAGUUAGAUCAGCCUGAGGGAGAUGGUAAGAUGGCCUUGUGGAACAUCGAUCAAGCGAAGCAGACACUAGGUUAUGGUACUCCAAUGCCUAGGCGGUGGCAGACACUCCGAGCUAGAGCAAACUUGAAGAUAGGAUCUGCAAAUGCGCUCGGAGAGGUACAGAGUAUCGCACAGACACUAAUGCGAGACAACCCUAUGGAUGCAGAAGCAAUGACACUGGCAGGUCGAGCAUUCUACCUGAAGGACGAUAAGGGUGCUGGAAAGUCAGAUUAUCAACGAGCAGAAGAUUGUUUCCGAAAGGCAUUGUCGUUCGAUCCAGAUAUGUCAGAGGCACGUGAUUGUUUGCGCAUGAUGAAAAAGUUGGAAAGAGCAAAGAACGAGGCAAAUGACCUAUACAAGCGAAGCCAGUGGGAACCUGCAGUCAAUGCCUACACCGAGUGCCUCGCUAUUGAUCCUACUAACAAGAUCACCAAUGCCAAGAUUCUUGGAAACAGAGCUUUGGCGCGAUCCAAAAUCGAACAAUACGAAGAAGCAAAAGCUGAUUGCGAUGCUGCGCUCAAGCUAGAUCCGACAUACACAAAAGCCAGAAGGACGAGAGCGAAAGUUACAGGAGAGCUGGGAGACUGGGAGCAAGCAGUCAAGGAUCUGAAGGCAUUGGCCGAGGACAAUCAAGGCGAUGCCGAAAUUGCAAAAGAACUUCGUAAUGCUGAACUCGAAUUGAAAAAGUCAAAGCGGAAGGACUGGUACAAGAUUCUUGGUGUAUCGAAAGAAGCAUCCGAUAAAGAAAUCGAGCGGGCCUACAAGAAGAAGGCAGCGGUAUUACAUCCCGACAAGACACAAGGUGAUAAAGAGAAAGAAGAGCUAUUCAAAGACUGCUUGGAAGCUAAGGAAACACUACUUGAUCCUCAGAAGCGACAAAUUUACGAUUCCGGAGCUGACUUGAUGGAACCUGGCAUGGGUGGAUCACCCUUUGGAGGUGGCUUUGGUCAUCCUGGUAUGGGAGGUGGUGUUCAGAUCGACCCCGAAAUGCUGUUCAACAUGAUGGGCGGCAUGGGCGGAGGUCGUCAAGGAGGAUUUCCAGGUGGGUUUUCUUUUUCGAGUGGUGGGCCAGGAAUGGGGGGUGGCAGAGGUGGCUUCCCGUUCGGUUGA